AUGUCGAACAUUGUGCGACUGCUCGGCAUCCGCAGCAGAAACCGAGACGACCACGAAUACCUCUUCAAGUUGACCCACAACGUCGACGACCAAGUUGAGGAGCCGGACUGUGGUUCCCGUAAGGCAGUGGUCACCACGGGGCCCCCGACUGCUCCAGUCGAGUUGGAAUAUGUCGUCGACGGCCUUCCGGUACCGCCGAAGGCCUUCAACGUCGAAGUGGUACGCGACGCUCUGCGGUACAAGGCGCGACCGAGCGACGUUUUCGUGGCCACGUACCCGAAGUCGGGCACCUCGUGGAUGCAGCGCAUCGUCUGGCUGCUCCUGAACUUGGACCGCAUGGACGAGGGAGUGCCGUCUCUCAUGGACACCAUGACUCGGCACAUGUCGUUCCUGGAGCUUGUUGGCCGAAGGAUGGUCGGCGCGCUGCCCGAGCCUCGCGUCAUCAAGCACCACCUGCCCUUCUGGCUCUCGCCGUACCACCCGCUGGCCAAGUAUGUCGUGCUAGUGCGAAAUCCGUUCGACGUCGCCGUCUCCUUCUACUACCAUUGUCGAGCCGAGCCCUCUGUUGGCCUCCUUCCGGGCGUCGCGACGUUUGACGACUUCUUGGAGCGGUUCCUGGAAGGUCGCGUACCGUUCGGCUCGUACUUCGAUCACGUCCUUUCCUGGUACGCUCGUCGCGACGACACCAACGUUCUCUUCCUACACUACGAGACGCUCGGGGAACGUCCGGCCACCGUCACCCUUGAAAUCGCAGACUUCCUGGACACCAAAAUUGCCUCCAAGCUCCGCGGAGAUGAACGACUCCUACGGCACGUGGUGGACAGGACAUCGGCCGGAUGUCUUAAGACCGUGAAACCCCUCAUGUCGGCUGCCUCACGUGGUCGCAGUGCUGGUGUGGUAAAGUCACUCUCGCGACCCAGUGAACCGUUAGACAAGGUUUCUGCGAACUAUGUUUGCAAGGGCGACGCAGAAGAAUGGAAGCGACAUUUCAAGCCAGAUCAAGUGCGGCGCCUACGGCAGCUAAGCGAAGAAAGGAUGAAAGGCACUAAGAUGUGGUACACGUGGCAGAAGUGGUUCGAGUAA
Rhipicephalus microplus (southern cattle tick) is the source of this 1083-nucleotide messenger RNA. Its product is annotated as sulfotransferase 1B1. The record is from RefSeq and is a predicted model, not a curated record. Lineage: Eukaryota; Metazoa; Arthropoda; Arachnida; Ixodida; Ixodidae. Gene Ontology annotation, molecular function: sulfotransferase activity.